Molecule: messenger RNA, 4641 nt
Organism: Pieris rapae (cabbage white)
Lineage: Eukaryota; Metazoa; Arthropoda; Insecta; Lepidoptera; Pieridae
Product: 5'-nucleotidase
Exons: 16
Coding region: 188-2104 (638 amino acids)
Biological process (GO): nucleotide catabolic process
Molecular function (GO): hydrolase activity
Source: RefSeq, a predicted model, not a curated record
GACAGUUGCCUUUUGGUUCAAUCCGUUUGUGGAUUUUGGGUGUGCUUAAAAAUUUAAAUAAAUCCAACAAAAUAAAAUAAAUAAAUUAGAAAAGAUUGGGAAAUCUUGACUUAAAGUGGUUACCAAAUCACAGAAAAGUUAACAAUCUGAGACAUUUGCCAUCCUGUUGGUGAGAUUUAUUCAAAAUAUGGCGUCUUUUGCGGCGCAAGCAGCUCUGCGGUCACGUUGGAGUUCACUUAUAGAGUCUACCAGCGUUGAUGUACCUGGAGAAGUCACAGAUGGUGUCCGUUCCGUUGUGGGAUGGCUUAAACAGGCAUCUUUGGAGGUGCGUCAAGUGGGCAGACGGGCAGUGAAUCAACUCUCUGGCCGAGGGAUGGGGGAUGACGUGGUCAUCAUACACUUCAACGAUGUCUACAAUAUCGAGCAGGUUACUAGUACAGAGCCAGUGGGAGGUGCCCUGAGAUUCAGUACGGCUGUAAAGUCAUUGCACCAUCUCAAUCCUUUAGUUUUAUUCAGCGGGGACGUCUUUUCGCCGAGCAUGUUAAGCACAUUCACGAAGGGAGAACAAAUGGUGCCUGUCUUAAAUGAAGUUGGAACACAUUGCGCAGUUUUUGGAAAUCACGACUUUGAUUUUGGUCUCGACGUCUUAUCUGGAUUAGUGGCUAAAUGCAAUUUUCCGUGGUUGAUGUCAAAUGUCAUAGACAACGAGACGGGAAGGCCGCUGGGCGACGGCAAAAUAACACACGCACUUAUAUGUAAUGGACAUAAGAUUGGACUUAUCGGAUUGGUCGAACAGGAAUGGCUGGAUACGUUAGCCACUAUUAAUCCAGAAGAGGUGACCUUUAUUGACUUCUUACAAGCUGGUUCCAAGUUGGCUUCUCAGCUCAAAGAAGAGGGUUGUGAAUAUGUUAUCGCUCUAACGCACAUGAGAUCCCCAAAUGACAUAAAACUUGCAGAGGGUGACAAUAAAAUAGAUCUCAUAUUGGGAGGACACGAUCAUGUCUACGAAGUUCUAGAGAUAAACAACAAAUACAUAGUGAAGAGCGGCACAGACUUCCGUCAGUUUAGUAAGAUUAAUAUAAACUUUGCCGAAGACUGCGCACGCGUCGAUAUUUCUGAAGUAGGUGUCACCAGUUCCUAUGAAGAGGACCCGGUUUUGAAGUCUAAGGUUGAGCAGUAUUCAGCGAUGAUUGACGGUAAAAUGGAUGAAGUACUGGGCAAGUUCUAUGUGCCUUUGGAAGGUCGGUUCUCAUGCAUUCGUCGUCAGGAGUGCAACCUUGGCAACUGGGUGUGUGAUGUAUUACUGGCAGCGACAGGAGCCGACUUGCUCUUACUAAAUUCUGGAACUUUCCGAUCUGACCAGGUCCAUCCUGCAGGUGAUUUCACUCUUCGAGACCUGUGUACUAUAAUUCCCAUGCGAGAGCCUCUGGUAGUAGUGGAAGCCACUGGUGAAACGGUUCUGAAAGUGCUGGAAAACUCUGUCAGCAAGUAUCCAAGUUUAGAAGGACGGUUUCCACAGGUUGCGGGAGUUUCGUUUGCCUUCAAUCCAUCGAAGCCUGCGGGUGAAAGGGUAGCGGAAGAAGUGGUCAAAAUCGGCGAUGAAUACCUACAGAGGGAUCAGAAGUAUAGACUUGCGAUUAAACAGUAUUUACAUUCGGGUAAUGACGGGUUUACUAUGCUACCUGACUGUCCGGUAUUGGUGUCAGAUGACAUGUGCCCAGAAAUAGGUAUGGCGAUACAAAACCAUUUCGCUGCGAUCAACGUACGAACGGGACGCUCUCGCCCGUCUAAGCAUCGACAAUCGCUCGUUACGCUGAGCCGUCGACAUAGUCUUGUGAAGAUGUUGGACAACAGUGAGCUGGAUGGUCCACCUCCGUUGAGGAGGGCAUCAUCAGCCGCCGAGUCACCACACACGCACCACAGAUUAACGCGUCGCGCAUCGCUGGAUGAUUUGGAGCAAAACGCUUGUGAACUAGCCCCAAAAGUCGAGAAUAGGAUAAUUGUUCUAGACAAGCCAGAUAAAUUACAAGAACUAUUGGCUGAGCGGGCGAGAUGGGAGUCGGACUCCGUGAUAAAAGAGGUUGAUGACGAAAGCUCACCUUAAACAAUGUAAGGCUCACAUUACGCAAUGUCUUAGAUGCAUUAUUUUUCCCUUUGUAAUUUAUUUACUAUCAAUUUAAACCUUAUUUAUAUGGUAAUACAGUGACAAAUCGUGUGGCUACUGUCAAAAGUAGUUUUAAGUUUCUUAUUCAAAGUCUAGUGCAAGUACAACGAAAAAAUACUUAAAUGUGACAAGUUUUUGGAAUGUAAUAUAAAUAAUUUACACUUGGGCACCAAAUGCGUUGCCAUGGUUACCAUACCUGGAAUUUGUUGCCAUGGUAACGCUAUCUUAAAUCUGGUUUUAUUUAUUCACUUAUCACUUUGGAAUCAUCCAAUUUUAGUGACAAAUGAAGUUUCUGUCGAUUUGGAACACGGUGAUGAGUUAUUUAUGUACAAUAAAACAAAUGAAUAAAGGAUAUUUAAAAAAAAUAUUUGCUGUACUAAAUCUUCACAUUGCAAAACAAUUUUCUGUUAUAAAUUGUUAUUCUAUUACCAUAUAAAUUGUACAUCUUAUUUGAGGACGUUUUCCAAAGCCCUAUAAAAUUACGAAAAUUUGAUCUGAUUUUUUUGAAACAAUUUAUAAAUCAAAAACCUCAAAUACACAGCUGUCUAUCUUGUCCAUAUAAAUCAAAAUCCAAACAUUAAUUUUAUCAAAGGGCAUUGUGGAAUGUAGGUAAUAUUUACGUAUUAAUAUUGUUUAAGGUUGUGUAAAGACAACGAUAUUAUUUUAGCGACAAUUGAAUAAUAUUUUUAAUUUAUUACAGUAAUCAGCGGUCUAAAUAAAAAAAAUAAUCGAAAAUUAAAUUAUCAUAAUUUUUAUAAUCUAAAGGUCAAAAAUAUUUUUUUAAUUAUUAUUCAACAUCGAAUUGACACCCAUUAUACGUAAAAGACAGAACAUUGUCUUUAAAGAAUCUCAAUGCUUUUAGAAAAAGCUUUACGCUUUUGCUUUUACGUAAAAAUGUCUAUUUAGCAAUAUUACUAAAAUCUAAUUAUGUAUGUAUAGAUGUAAAAUAUUUUUAUCAAUAUAACUUGACAUCGCUUCUGUUACUGUAUGUAAAAGCGUUUUUAAACAAAAUACCAGUCGUAAUGCUAGUCAAUUUCAUACAAAGCGGUUCAAUAUUCAUAAUAACACUAGAUAUUUAUCUUAUUUUCUUCGCUUCCAUGAGAAUAUUAGUACAAUAAAUACUUACGCAAGUACAAUAUUAUAUACAUGUGCGUGUAAGUUCCUAUGUAUCAAGGGAAGUUUCUUUCUAUGUGUGCAAUAAUUAACACGGGAUCAUUAAUAAUGUUAUAAACAGUGGCGUAGCAAAGGAGGGGCAACGGGGGCUAGUGGUAGUGGAGAAAUCCCUGAAAACAUUCUAUCUUAGUGAUUCCUCCACUAGCACUAAUUCAGCUCUAUGUAGAAUUCGGGGAUUCCCGCAAAAGAGCUUGACGCUGUCGUGGGGGAUUCCCUGUCCCAUACUAUAAUUUAAUAAAUGACCCAUGUCCUUUAUCAUAUAAAAUUUAUGUUUUUUUACUUUCGAUGGGGUGACACCACCAACUUCCGCACCGGGUGCCACCAAAUGUAGCUACGCCACUGGUUAUAAAUAAUGAGAUUUUUUUGAGGCAAGUGGCACGGAAAACUGAGGCUUUAUAUAUGUAAUAGACACUAUAAUCUGUGCCUACGUAUGACUACGAUGACGUCACAUUCUGAAUCGCGCUAACGUUAUCUCGACCGCUAAGGAUACAACUUCUUGAUCUUAGACACUGGGCCAGUAAGGGGCUCUCUAGGUUUGGAAGAACAUUUUUAUAUGGAAAGCUUAACCGCUAUUUGGAACUAAACGCAAACAUGCUCUUUCGAAUAGAAAUUCUAUGGAAAUUCGAUAGUUUCGAGCUGUCAAACAUUUGCAAUUAUCGUAUUUGCAUCUACGACAACACACUGUUCCAAGGCACGUAUAGGGUUGAAGCGCCACUGAAAUAUUAUUAGAUAUCUACGCUUGGUAUUGAUGGAUGCUGAUAAAAGAUUUUCGCCGGUAGUAACUUAGUUAUACAUUAGGUACCGGUGCUAAAUGUCGAUCUUGUAGCAAGUAGAUUUUCUCGGCUCCGCCCAUAACUCUUAAAACAAACACUGAACAGUGCCUUUAUUUGUUUAAAAGAUCUGUUAACUAUAGUUUUAGGUUUUCAUUACAAAUUCUAAAAUAGGUAAUUAAUUAUCGCUCAUAUUAAGACCAAAGUAAGAAUACAUAGGCCGCCAAAAAAACUAGAAUGAACAAAGCUUUAAUUCAUAUUAAAAAUAUAAUUGGCAUUUUAUAUUGUGUAACAAAUGUGGGGCAAAUGUCCCCUAAAAAAAGAUUAUAUCAUUAUCCGACUUUAAUGCGUAUCUCAGUUUUCUUAUGCUGUUCCUUUCUGGCCUUUGUUCUUUAUUCUGAGCGAAUAUCGUAGUGAUAAUAUAUGGCACUGCAAUAAAUCUUCCAUAUAUAGAUAGAUUUUAAUUUAAAGAAUGUCACUAGCUUAAAACAGUAUAGUAUACAAUAAUUUUACUCUUUGUACCUCAUUAUGAAA